Molecule: messenger RNA, 2346 nt
Organism: Didymodactylos carnosus
Lineage: Eukaryota; Metazoa; Rotifera; Eurotatoria; Philodinida; Philodinidae
Source: the annotation of a GenBank genome assembly
AUGACGCGCGUUUACAACAUCACCACAAUACAAUUUGCCAUCAAUAUUCAAAAUGGCCAGUGUAAUUCGACGUCCAUUUACAAUGCAGUCUAUAAUGAAUUAGACAAGUUGAAAAUUGACAAGACGCGUUUGGCAAAUGCAAUUAAUACCGUUGCUCAAACAAAUACAGGACGGGAUCUUUCUGAAAUAUUCAACGAACCAACCCAUUUUGACAGUGAAACAUUUGAGGACGGCGCUGUGUUAAUAUCGCGGAGGCUAACUGCAGCGGUGUCAAGUAUGGGGAUUAAGGAUUAUGAAACGGCGAGGGAAUCGUUUGGUGCGUUGCUGCAUACCGUUCAAGACUUUUAUAGCCAUUCGAACUGGAUUGAAAUUGGCUAUCGAGUACCAAAUAACGGCAUGGGUAAAUACCAAAUUCUCGGCAAGUAUGCAUCGAAAGGAAUGCGAACAUGUGUCGAUUGUACGGGUGAUGCAUGUCGCACGAAUGUCAACCCAUCUAUUAUUAAAGAUGAUGUACUGACCAGUGGUUACUUUGGACUGAAAGUGAUUGGUCAGAUAUUUAAUCCCGGGAAAAAACCAGUGGGAAAAUGUAGUCACGGUGGAUUUGCCGACUACACUGUCAACAUGGACGCUACAGGAGCUGGGAUGAACAAAGAUAACCUGAAAGCCGCUCAUGGUUAUCUACACUACAUAGCAGCGUCUGUCGCAUACAAUGCUACAAUACAAAUACUGAAUGAAUUUUGGACAAUGAUUGGCGAUGAAUCGUUCGGACAGUUUCUUGGCUUGUCGGCUAACCUGAAGAAUCUAGCAUACAAUAGUUUGGUUAUCGUUAUGAACACCGGUGGUGGUAUGGGACUGUACACUGACAUGGCAAAGAAGAUAGCCACUGGCAUUGCUGAUAUUCAAGAUACCCUAGAAUAUAAGCCGAACAAUUAUAUUCUUUCUCUAUUUAAUGAUUCAACAUGGGGAUCACCGACAUCGAGUGAAAGCCUGGACCAGUUUACAACCGAAAUUAGUAAGUUGUCAGCGUAUGACGGUGGCAAUCAGCCCGUAUUAUAUUAUCAUGGAGUUGUUGAAGCACUCAAAGUGUGUGAAAUCGGAUCGUUUAUGUACGUCUUCACCGAUGCUCCAGCAAAAGAUGCCUAUUUGAAAAGUCAAGCUGUACAGAUAGCAAAACAGAAACGUGUCACAGUUACAUUAUUUUAUUCGAAACAACUUUCUUCGAAACAGCAGACCGAUCGUGUGCAAGUUAACACUGACGAUGUGGAUGGUAGCGAAAAUGUAAACGGUAGCGACUCUGGCGAAUUACCAGCGGUAACUGGUGGUGUUACAAUUGGUGUCAAUUUCCAGACACUCAAUGCCACAAAAGACUACAUCAUUCAACGUCUUAACGCAAGUAAACUUACACUGAUUAUUCUUUCUAAAGGGUUUAAUACGGCUUUUACGUUUUACACUGAUUUAUCGAUCCAGUCACUUCUAAUCGAAGUGACGUCGAGUACAGAGUUUUCGAGUACCAAUUUUCUGCUGAUUAAACCUUCGGGAGACGUACUUUCAUUAACACCGACAUCUCAAACGCCUUAUAUUCUCGUGUACACGGUGCCAGUUGCAAGCAGUGACGUAGGAGAAUGGAGCAUGGUGUCUCUUAUGAACACUAAUCAUACUAUUCAAUUAAAUGCUGUUAGCGAAACAUCCUGUUCAUCUACAAUAGAAAAGCAAAUGGUUGGCCCAUCGUCAAAUAUCAGUUUUACGCCAUUAACAGAUCAACCGAUCAGGCAACAAACAGAUUUGUUUGUUCUGACCAUUUGCACAAAUUUGACGUCUGAUCUCAAAACUGGCUACGUGAAUUUGAUAGAUGCAAACGAUGGAUCAAAAAUACUGCAGACAUUGAUGCCAUUUCGCGUUUCAACCACGGGUUUUCUGUCACAAAUAACUAUACCCGAUGUCGAUUUUCGUCUUAGUACAGUAGCUCAGUUGCAAGACAACACAACAGUUCAACGACAAGAAAAACAGAUUAUAACGCCAACAUCUAUUUCAUUGAGUGCUGACGAUCAGCCUUAUCUUGUUCUUCUCAAUAGUACACUCGCUAUGAAUUAUACACUUUACAAUUACCGUCAAAGUGAACUGACAAUAGAUCUUUAUGUGACCGAUACCAUGGGUCUCCUGCCGACGAGUACUAUUCUGAAACAAUACACCAUAGCCGGAUUGAGUAACGUAAGCGAUACAAUUGAAGUGAAUACAGAAAACGUUACUGAAAUGGAAAACUCCACUAUGCUGAUAGAUUCAGUUACGUUUAGUCUUACCGCACUCGACGACGAAUAUGGCCAGAUUGUAUCGGUGUAUAUCCAGUCA